AAAUAGGCGGAAGCAGACUAGGGUCUUCGCUGUAUUAUUACGGCCCAGUUUCUUGUCGCGUUUCUAUUUUCAAGACCAAACAAGCCUUUGCUCAACACAAGCAUGGAAGGUCAUCUAAAUCAUCAUAAUAAGAAGGGCAGGGCCGGUGGGAAGAAAAAGCAGCAGCUCUUCAGUGGUGACAUAGUCUUCACUUCCAAGAAUGGAUCCAUCCAAACUAUACCCUGUCUGAACAAGCGGCUCAAGUCAGUCACCGAUGCUGUUAUUGGCCUGCAGUACAUAUGGGAGUAUCGGAGCCCAUCUAAGUCGGUUCCUCCCCAUUACCAGUGUAAACUCUGUAAAGUUCAGCGGCUGCAGAAUGAAAUGGCUGCUCACAUCACCGGCUGGAAACAUGGCUUCAGAUACAUGAAGCAGAACCACAAAGACAAGGUUCCCCAUGAAGAAGAUGCUGCACUUAAAGAUCCGUCCAUCAGGAAAGCCAUUAAAGCUGCUGCUGCUGAAGUGGAGAAAGCUGAGGGAAGAGGUCAAAUUAAGACUGUGCUAAAGGAGCCAUUUGAGGUUAUGGCGUUUCAGGCCAUGAAGUCUGCACAACCCAAUCCAGCAUUUGCAGGAGCUGCUGGUCUUCUUGGGCCUCCUCCAAGAGGGUUAAAAUCAGGUGGUCAAUAUGGAGGUCCCAUGUACAUGGGGGAUUUCCCACCCCGGGGUGGCAUGAUGCCUGAUUUCCCCCCUGGCAUGCGUGGGGGUAUGGAUGAACCCCCCAUGAGGAGAGGUUAUUCUGAUAUGGGUGACUUCACUAGUCCAGGUCGCUAUGGUAACGGCAUGCCUGGACCAGACAGGGGGAUGAUGGAAUCAGACGACAUGCAGCAUUUCCCUGAUGAUGGACCCAUGCGCAUGGGCCCAGAUGGCUUUGGGCCUGGUCAGCGUAAUGAGGGUAGGGGCAGACCUUUCCCUAAUGACAUGCCCAUGAACAGCAGUGGCGACAGAUUGAUGGGACAUGGCCCUAAAGGCCCGGAGAACAAUAGCCUCCCGGCGACGCUGCUCAAAUAUCUGGACUCUUUCCGUAUUGAAAACGAGGAUGAUGCUCAGAUUGUCUUGAAAGUCACACAGAAGCUCACAGAUGUUCUGAUGGAGUAUCGCCUCAGAAGUAUUUCAUCGGUGCCCAGUGUGAAGCCCCUGCCCUCCAUGAAUUACUCAUCCUCAUGUCUUCCACACAACUCCAAUGACAGAUUCUCCAGCGGCAUGCCAGGUCCAUCAAGAUUCUACAACUGAGCACUGAUCUGAUGGAUGAGGCCAAGACUUGGAUGAAAACUGCUUCGCCUGUUUUUGACAUGGCUUUUUUGACUUUGUUCAUGACCAAACAUUUUUUUUUUCUUGACUUUUAGGCUGCUUUGUUUUUACAGUGUACACAUGAGUAGAAUUAUUUUAAAUGUUUCAUUUUUUUCCUUUCUCUUUUGAUGAAAGAAACAGGUUUGUAGCAACACUGUUUUAGUGAGUGAUUAAACCGUCUUUAAGUGAAGCCAGUAAGAUCCUCAAACAACGUGACUGCUUGUUUCUAAAGGUCUGUUGUCAUAAUGUGUAAAAUAAAUUCAUAGUUCCUUACCGAACCUUGUUUCUUUUGUAUGAUUUGUGGGUAGUUUCUAUAUCCUUCAGAUUGUCCUUGCUUCAAUCAGGUUGUCCCAUAGUUUGAAUACAGCAUCUCCAUCAGUUUUAGCACCUGCAUUGUCUUAUAAAGCUCACUGUCCUCCAGUAAAAUUUAGGUUCUUCAUUGGCUCUCCAAUGACUUUCUUAUAUUCGUAGCUUGCUUACACUUGGAGAUGAGGUAGGCACAGUGAUACUGAUAUGACAAUAUUGAUCAAAAGCAGCAGCAUGCUCAAUAUUUUUGUUCUACUUGAACACUAGAGUAGGCCACUCCCAACAACUUGUCCACAUGAUGUAGUGCAGUACCACCUGCACAAAUGACCAAUGACAGUAUUGCAGGGUUAUUCUGCCUCGGUCUUGACUGCUCUCAGUAUAACUUGUUAUAAGGAAUGGUGUGCUGCUGUUAUACAGAUUUCCUAAGCAGUUCUUGAUAUGUAUCUUUAAGUGCAAACUUUUUUUAACUGACAAAAAUCUGAGACUGAAAUUGAAUUGAGAUUGCAAGUCACAUUUCUAUUAAGUUUAAUUACAAUAUAACAUUAAAUAUACAUGUCAAAUGAAAAACAAAUUUAUCUGAUCACCAAGACAUCAGAAACAACUCAAAAUGGUUGUUUUAGUUUUUUACAAACAAGAAUGCAUAUGCCAAAUCAAAAUACUGAAUCAAUUAGACAAUUAAAAAAAGACCGGUUUAAGUGUCUUGUUUGAAACACAUUUCUUCUGUUAAACGUAAAAUAUAUACAGUUAAACUGAAAUAACUAAAUAUUAAUAUGCAAGACAAGAUAUGCGAUUUAUCGGUUUUUAAUUUAAGCCAGUAAGCUGCAUGUUCAGUAGCUACAACCAAGGGGAAAAAAGUGCAAAAUAAUGCAAUUCAGCUUGCGUUUUAAAUGUGAAAGUAAACAGGUAUUAUUUAUCCAUUUGUAGCAGUCCUUAAUACACUAGUCAACAUUUGAAGUGGAUUAAAACCUUUGAAAGUUAUCCUAAAACCAAAACAAUACCCGUUUUUGUCUUAGGACAACUUCGAUAAUUUUGAUCCACUUCAAAUGUUGACUACUGUAGUUUGGCAUCCAUUGUACUGUACAAAAACAGUGAAGUUUUUUUUUUUUUUUUUUGGUACACUCCUUCCAUGUGGUACUCAAAAUCCUUACUGGGCAUCUUCAAUUGUUGUACCUAUAAUAUCGCUUGAGGACGUUUUUUUUUUUUCAUAUAUGUAUAUAUA
Onychostoma macrolepis is the source of this 2848-nucleotide messenger RNA. RefSeq lists its product as uncharacterized. The transcript has 12 exons. The coding region runs from base 103 to 1266 and encodes 387 amino acids. Gene Ontology annotation, cellular component: precatalytic spliceosome. The record is from RefSeq and is a predicted model, not a curated record. NCBI's taxonomy places the organism in Eukaryota, Metazoa, Chordata, Actinopteri, Cypriniformes, Cyprinidae. Gene Ontology annotation, molecular function: double-stranded RNA binding; single-stranded RNA binding.